Chlorocebus sabaeus (green monkey) is the source of this 2250-nucleotide messenger RNA. RefSeq names its product UDP-N-acetylglucosamine pyrophosphorylase 1 (gene UAP1). The record is from RefSeq and is a predicted model, not a curated record. Gene Ontology annotation, molecular function: UDP-N-acetylglucosamine diphosphorylase activity. NCBI's taxonomy places the organism in Eukaryota, Metazoa, Chordata, Mammalia, Primates, Cercopithecidae. Gene Ontology annotation, biological process: UDP-N-acetylglucosamine biosynthetic process.
GGCCGGGGCUGGCGUUCCCCUUGGCCCCCGCUCCCGGCCCGCCCCGCCGCCGCUGCCCCCCGGAUGAGGGUAUAUAUUCGGAGCGGGCGCGGGACGCAGAUGAGUGGCCGCGCGGAAGGAGCUGGAGACAGGCGUAGCUGUGGUCGCGCCGAGGAAGGUACGUACAUUACACCCCUAUUUCUACAAAGCUUGGCUAUUAGACCAUUAUGAACAUUAAUGACCUCAAACUCACGUUGUCCAAAGCUGGGCAAGAGCACCUACUACAUUUCUGGAAUGAGCUUGAAGAAGCCCAACAGGUAGAACUUUACGCAGAGCUCCAGGCCAUGAAUUUUGAGGAGCUGAACUUAUUUUUCCAAAAGGCCAUUGAAGGAUUUAACCAGUCUUCUCACCAAAAGAAUGUGGAUGCACGAAUGGAGCCUGUGCCUCGAGAGGUAUUGGGCAGUGCUACAAGGGAUCAAGAUCAGCUCCAGGCCUGGGAAAGUGAAGGACUUUUCCAGAUUUCUCAGAAUAAAGUAGCAGUUCUUCUUCUAGCUGGUGGGCAGGGGACAAGACUCGGCGUUGCAUAUCCUAAGGGGAUGUAUGAUGUUGGUUUGCCAUCCUGUAAGACACUUUUUCAGAUUCAAGCAGAGCGUAUCCUGAAGCUACAACAGGUAGCUGAAAAAUAUUAUGGCAACAAAUGCAUUAUUCCAUGGUAUAUAAUGACCAGUGGCAGAACAAUGGAAUCUACAAAGGAGUUCUUCACCAAGCACAAGUACUUUGGUUUAAAAAAAGAGAAUGUAAUCUUUUUUCAGCAAGGAAUGCUCCCUGCCAUGAGUUUUGAUGGGAAAAUUAUUUUGGAAGAGAAGAACAAAGUUUCUAUGGCUCCAGAUGGGAAUGGUGGUCUUUAUCGGGCACUUGCAGCCCAGAAUAUUGUGGAGGAUAUGGAGCAAAGGGGCAUUUGGAGCAUUCAUGUCUAUUGUGUUGACAACAUAUUAGUAAAAGUGGCAGACCCACGGUUCAUUGGAUUUUGCAUUCAGAAAGGAGCAGACUGUGGAGCAAAGGUGGUGGAAAAAACGAACCCUACAGAACCAGUUGGAGUGGUUUGCCGAGUGGAUGGAGUUUACCAGGUGGUAGAAUAUAGUGAGAUUUCCCUGGCAACAGCUCAAAAACGAAGCUCAGAUGGACGACUGCUGUUCAAUGCGGGGAACAUUGCCAACCAUUUCUUCACUGUACCAUUUCUGAGAGAUGUUGUCAAUGUUUAUGAACCUCAGUUGCAGCACCAUGUGGCUCAGAAGAAGAUUCCUUAUGUGGAUACCCAAGGACAUUUAGUUAAGCCAGACAAACCCAAUGGAAUAAAGAUGGAAAAAUUUGUCUUUGACAUCUUCCAGUUUGCAAAGAAGUUUGUGGUGUAUGAAGUAUUACGGGAAGAUGAGUUUUCCCCAUUAAAGAAUGCUGACAGUCAGAAUGGGAAAGACAACCCUACUACUGCAAGGCAUGCUUUGAUGUCCCUUCAUCAUUGCUGGGUCCUUAAUGCAGGGGGCCACUUCAUAGAUGAAAAUGGCUCUCGCCUUCCAGCAAUUCCCCGCAGUGCUACAAAUGGGAAGUCAAAGACCAUCACAGCUGAUGUCAAUCACAACUUGAAGGAUGCCAAUGAUGUACCAAUCCAGUGUGAAAUCUCUCCUCUUAUCUCCUAUGCUGGAGAAGGAUUAGAAAGUUAUGUGGCAGAUAAAGAAUUCCAUGCACCUCUAAUCAUCGAUGAGAAUGGAGUUCAUGAGCUGGUGAAAAAUGGUAUUUGAACCAGAUACCAAGUUUUGUUUGCCACAAUAGGAAUAGCUUUUAUUUUUGAUAGACCAACUGUGAACCUACAAGACCUCUUGGACAACCGAAGUUUAAAUAUCCACAGGGUUUUAUUUUGCUCGUUGAACUCUUACAGCUAUUGCACACUUCCCAAGAUCCAGAUGACUCAACUGCAGAUAGCAUUUUUAUGAUUCCCAACUCAUUGAAGGUCUUAUUUAUAUAAUUUUUUUCCAAGCCAAGGAGACUAUUGGCCAUCCAGGAAAUUUUGUACAGCUGAAAUAUAGGCAGGAUGUUCAACAUCAGUUUACUUGGAGCUGGAAGCAUUUGUUUUUGAAGUUGUACAUAGUAAUAAUAUGUCAUUGUACAUGUUGAAAGAUUUCUAUGGUACUAAAAGUUUGUUUUAUUUUAUCAAACAUCAAGCUUUUUUAAGAAAAUAAUUGGGCGGUAAAAUAAAUGUGUCUUCUUGUCCCUGGA